Molecule: messenger RNA, 676 nt
Organism: Merops nubicus (carmine bee-eater)
Lineage: Eukaryota; Metazoa; Chordata; Aves; Coraciiformes; Meropidae
Gene: HSD11B2
Product: hydroxysteroid (11-beta) dehydrogenase 2
Exons: 3
Molecular function (GO): oxidoreductase activity
Source: RefSeq, a predicted model, not a curated record
UUGGCUCUGGCAGGCUGUGACUCGGGCUUCGGGCAGGCGACAGCUCGGCACUUGGAUGCCAUGGGCUUCCGGGUUUUCGCCAGCGUGCUGGACCCGCAGGGUCCCGGCGCCCAGGAGCUGCGCAGGAGCUGCUCGCCGAAGCUGACGCUGCUGCAGAUGGACCUGACCAAACCGGAGGACAUCCAGCGUGUCCUGCAGCACAUCCAGGCCCACACCAACAGCACAGGGCUCUGGGGCCUGGUGAACAACGCCGGCUUCAACGACACCAUCGCUGACGCCGAGCUCUCGCCGCUGGGCAAGUUUCGCACCUGCAUGGAGGUGAACUUCUUCGGCUCGCUGGAGCUCACCAAGGGGCUCCUGCCUCUGCUCCGCUCCGCCGGCGGCCGCAUCGUCACCGUCAGCAGCCCCGCGGGUGACCUGCCCUUCCCCUGCCUGGCAGCCUAUGGGGCCUCGAAGGCGGCGCUCAGCCUGCUCAUGGACACCUUCCGCAGCGAGCUCCAGCCCUGGGGCAUCAAAGUCAGCCUCAUCCUGCCUGGCUACUACAAGACAGGUAAGAGGAGCAUCGGUGUCGCUCGCUGCCUGUGCCCACAGGCAAAGGGCAGGUGGCCUUUGGAGGCAGGAGCAUCCCCAGCCGCCUCCUUGGGGGUGGUGGCCGUCGGGCUCUGGUUGGUGAGAG